AUGGGCAUGUGCUUGGUGACAUUUAUGUUCCUAUUUGCCGGCAUUUUGGGCUACCUCAAGUGGGGUGAGGAUGUAGGCGGCAGCUUGACGCUGAAUCUGGGCGAUACAAUCUUGGCGCAAGCCGUGAAGGUAAUGGUGUCAGCCGGCGUACUGCUCGGCUAUCCGCUGCAAUUCUUCAUCGCCAUACAAAUUAUGUGGCCGAAUGCAAUGCAACUUUUGCACUUGCAAAAUCGUCCCUUCUCCGGCGAGCUGCUCUUUCGCACGAUUAUGGUUGUGCUGACGUUAUGCAUUGCUGAAUUGGUACCCGCACUGGGUCUGUUUAUGUCGCUCAUCGGUGCUUUGUGUUCCACUGCGUUGGCGUUGGUUUUCCCACCGAUGAUUGAACUGCUUGUGAAGCGUGACGACAACAAAGGACCCGGCGUUUGGCUAUUUACAAAAAACAUUUUGAUACUCGUAUUGGCGUUAAUGGGCUUCUCAACUGGCACCUAUGAAAGUUUAUCACAAAUUGUAACACAUUUUAACGAAAUGAAAUAACAUUUAAGACUUGCGCUGUUAAAUUGUGUAACUCGAAUAGGUAUAUGUAUAUGUAUGUAUGUAUUUGUUUUUAUGUACAUAUGUACGUAGAUUUCUAGAUUUAAUACUCCUUAACGUGAGUUUCGUCCGAAUUUUUUUCAUCCGCUCGUAAUGAAUACGCAGAAGUGAAAAGUGUAUGAUUUCGGGCGAAUAUGAAACUCAUUAUAAGGUUGAAUAAGAUUUAAUAAGAAUUCACGAUUAGACUAAAAACAAUGAGUAAGUAUGUUGAUGUGCCAGUGUGAUUUUAGUGAUACAAUAUGUCAGGUAUCCACUUAAUUCGCUUUUAAUUUUUAUCAAUAAAAUGUUAUUUAUAAUCCUAGUUUUUAUUAGCUUAUUCAGAUCAAUGUGUACACAUACAUGUAUGUAUGUACAUAUAUCUUUGCCAGUACAUAAUUAUGUUCUACAAAAGACCACGUAAACACAUCUAAAUACAGAUUUUCUAAAGUGCCAAUUAUAAUUUCUACCAAAUAAAUAAUAGUAAUUAAGAUUUCUUUAUAGCUAUUUUAAUCUUUGAAACGUUAUAUGCGAGUAAACCCUGCAAGCCAUGCUUUCGGAGUAUUCCACUAAGAAUAUUUUCCUCCAUUUUAGAAGGGGUGGACGGGUGGUCUGGGACACCCGGUAUAUGGGCAAUGGGUGUGAUUAUAGGCCGAUUUCGCUGAUUUUCAAGCAGACGUCUUUUAAGAUUCUUAGAAGCAUGUGUACCAGAUUUUAAGGGCCUAUCUGCAUUGGUUGAGUUUUGACUGCAGAAAGUGCUUAUAUCAGCCAUAGUGCGAUGCACAGUGGAAGAGGCCAAUACAAAAUGUGGCAAAAAGUAGUAAAUGUGCUCCGAUUUUGCUAAAAAUUGUAACGUGGAGUACCUUUGCCUAGCAAUGAAUAAAUAUGAAAAAGGGUAAAAUUUACCCGACUGCCACGCCCACUACACUAGGGGGCGGAAAUGGUAAAUGUUAUCGGAUUUCAAUGAAAUUCGGUUUAUAACUUGGGUUAAUAUGGGAACACAUAAAUCUGAGAGAUCGUAAAAAUCGGUCUACUGUCACGCCCACCAGCCAUGCAGUCUGAAUUCAG
Rhagoletis zephyria (snowberry fruit fly) is the source of this 1635-nucleotide messenger RNA. RefSeq names its product proton-coupled amino acid transporter 1-like. The record is from RefSeq and is a predicted model, not a curated record. Gene Ontology annotation, molecular function: L-amino acid transmembrane transporter activity. NCBI's taxonomy places the organism in Eukaryota, Metazoa, Arthropoda, Insecta, Diptera, Tephritidae. Gene Ontology annotation, cellular component: vacuolar membrane. Gene Ontology annotation, biological process: amino acid transmembrane transport.